AUGACUUCCAAGCCGCAUUCCGACUGGAUUCCCUACAGUGUCUUAGAUGAUGAGGGCAGCAACCUGAGACAGCAGAAACUUGACCGGCAGCGGGCCCUGCUGGAGCAGAAGCAGAAGAAGAAGCGCCAGGAGCCGCUGAUGGUGCAGGCCAACGCCGACGGGCGGCCUCGAAGCCGGCGGGCCCGGCAGUCGGAGGAGCAGGCCCCCCUGGUAGAGUCCUACCUCAGCAGCAGUGGCAGCACCAGCUACCAAGUUCAAGAGACCGACCCACUUGCCAGUGUGCAGCUGGGAGCUGCCCGCCCAACAGCACCAGCCUCAGCCAAGAGAACCAAGGCAGCGGCCGCCGCAGGGGGCCAGGGCGGGGCCUCGAAGAAGGGGAAGAAGGGGAAGCACAAAGGCGCCGGCGGGCCAGCGGCUCUGGCAGAAGACGAGUCUGGGGCGCGAGGCCCAGUGCAGAUCCUGACUGUGGGCCGGUUGGACCACGCCCCGGACGCAGGGGCGACGGCAGCUGGUGGGGGCACACAGCCCAGCGGGCAGGACCUCCGUGCCACGAUGCAGAGGAAGGGCAUCUCCAGUAGCAUGAGCUUUGAUGAGGAAGAGGAGGAUGAGGACGAAUACAGCUCCAGUUCCUCCCAGCUAAACAGCAAUACCCGCCCCAGCUCCGCCACUAGCAAGAAGUCCAUCAGGGAGGCAGCCUCAGCCCUCAGCCCAACAGCCCCAGAGCCCUCGGCAGAAGUUGAGGUCCAGGAUCUCGAGGAGUUUGCACAGAGGCCAGCUCCCCAGGGCAUCACCAUCAAGUGCCGCAUCUCGAGGGACAAGAAGGGGAUGGACCGGGGGAUGUACCCCACCUACUUCCUGCACCUGGACCGAGAGGACGGGAAGAAGGUGUUCCUCCUGGCGGGAAGGAAGAGAAAGAAGAGUAAAACAUCCAAUUACCUCAUCUCUGUGGACCCUACAGACUUGUCUCGCGGCGGGGACAGCUACAUCGGGAAACUGCGAUCCAACCUCAUGGGCACUAAGUUCACCGUCUAUGACAAUGGAGUCAACCCCCAGAAGGCAUCCUCCUCUACGUUGGAAGGUGGGACCCUGCGUCAGGAGCUGGCUGCCGUGUGCUACGAGACUAACGUCUUAGGUUUUAAGGGACCGCGGAAGAUGACUGUGAUCGUCCCAGGCAUGAACAUGGUUCACGAGAGAGUCUGUAUCCGGCCCCGCAACGAGCAUGAGACGCUGCUAGCACGCUGGCAGAAUAAGAACACGGAGAGCAUCAUUGAGCUACAAAACAAGACACCUGUCUGGAACGAUGACACGCAGUCCUACGUACUCAACUUCCACGGGCGCGUCACGCAGGCCUCCGUGAAGAACUUCCAGAUCAUCCAUGGCAACGACCCGGACUACAUCGUGAUGCAGUUCGGCCGCGUGGCAGAGGACGUGUUCACCAUGGACUACAACUACCCGCUGUGUGCGCUGCAGGCCUUCUCCAUUGCCCUGUCCAGCUUCGACAGCAAGCUGGCCUGUGAAUAGAGGCCUCCUCAUGUCCGUCGGGGUUGCCCAGCCCGGAGCGGAGCUGCCUGCCUGCCCCCUGUACAUAGGCCUCCUGCCAGAUGAACCUGUGGCUCUCGGUGGGCCCCCUGGCCCAGCCGGCCGGGAACUGGCUCCGCUGCCUCCCCUGUUGAGGCAGAGAAGUGGGGUGUGUGUAAAGGGCCCACAGUGAAUUCUUUCUGUGCCCCAGGAUCCACACACACACCCAGUCUUGGGUUAGCGUCCUGCUGCAGUCGUGUUUGCCAAGCUGCGAAGGCAGGAAGAGGUGUAGAGAGAGAGGAAGCACAAUGCCGGGCUGCUGUGGCCCAGCCACCCACUCAACCCAGGAGUCGAUGACCACGGAUCCCGACAGGGAGGGGCACAGUGAGUGUGUGUGUGGAGGGCCGUCACCGUCACAUAGCAAAGGGCUUGGUAGCCGAGCCUGGCCCUUAACUGCAGAAAGUCCCCUGGCUUCAGCAGGCCUCAGCCAGGCCUGGGAGAGGUCACCAGGCAGGGGAAGGGUCAGUGGCGGGACGCUGUCAAGGUUGCAGGGGCCCGGCUGUGGGAACUGCCUGGUGGCCUCGGGUUCUAGCUCAUCUGAUUUCUCUAGGUUUUCUCUGUGCACAGAGGCGGCGGGAGGCCAGCCCUCAAGGCCAGCUGUCUUAGAGGAUGGGGCCUGCAGGACACAGGCUCAGCGUACGGGAGGUGCAUGGAACAGGCGUCCUGGGCCAGGCUGUCCUGGGAGCCCUGCCAGCUACCCAGGAGCUCUCUGCCCAGCAGCCUCUGUACAGGAAGCGGACAGCCUAGGUCACCAGCCCCGGACUCCACACAGGUAGGCGUGCCCGGGCCGGGGCUGGUGAGCUCCAGGUGCUCUGCCUGGGCUUCAGCUCCUGCUGCAGUGAGCUGAGGUCGUGGCUGCUGAGGGCCGCCCUGCGUGGUCCUCGGGAGGAUGGGACAGGCUGAGGAGGGCAGGGAGUGCUGCAGAAUCACUAGAGAGGAGAGGUCGCAGGACCCUUAGAGAUCAACUAGUACAACUCUGCCACCACAGGCAAAUCCCCCCAAAAAUGGUACUUGCCUGGCGAGUGGCCAAGUCAGAGCUUCAGCUCCCUGGAUUUCUGUGUUCCCACCAUCCCCCCCAGAAACCGUUAUCUAUGGCUUUUGGGCCUUCCCAGGGCCCAGUGCGGAUGCUCUCGCCCCAGAUGAGAUGGUGCGUGUUUGGGGUGGGGUGGCUAUAGACUGAAAUGGAAACUAUUCUAGUGGAUUGGCAGUU
Eptesicus fuscus (big brown bat) is the source of this 2788-nucleotide messenger RNA. It is a transcript of the gene TUB, whose product is annotated as TUB bipartite transcription factor. Gene Ontology annotation, cellular component: cilium. The coding region runs from base 1 to 1521 and encodes 506 amino acids. Gene Ontology annotation, biological process: protein localization to cilium. The transcript has 12 exons. The record is from RefSeq and is a predicted model, not a curated record. Lineage: Eukaryota; Metazoa; Chordata; Mammalia; Chiroptera; Vespertilionidae.